This is a messenger RNA of Dromiciops gliroides (monito del monte), 1255 nucleotides long. It is a transcript of the gene DHDH, whose product is annotated as dihydrodiol dehydrogenase. Gene Ontology annotation, molecular function: D-xylose 1-dehydrogenase (NADP+) activity; nucleotide binding. The transcript is spliced from 7 exons. The record is from RefSeq and is a predicted model, not a curated record. Gene Ontology annotation, biological process: D-xylose catabolic process. The coding region runs from base 61 to 1080 and encodes 339 amino acids. NCBI's taxonomy places the organism in Eukaryota, Metazoa, Chordata, Mammalia, Microbiotheria, Microbiotheriidae.
GCUAAGGGGGAGGGAUGAGCUGAGGAGCUGUAGUCCAGAAAUCACCCGCGACCUGCAGACAUGGACAAAGUCGUGCGCUGGGGGAUACUGUCCGCCGGCCUCAUCGCCCAUGACUUCACCACUGCCCUGAGGACCCUGCCCCGCUCCGAGCAUCAGGUAGUAGCAGUGGCUGCCAGGGACUUGAGCCGGGCCCAGGACUUCGCCAGAAGACAUGACAUCCCCAAGUCCUACGGCUCUUACGAGGAACUGCUGCGGGACCCUGACGUAGAUGUGGUGUACGUCGGGGCUCAGCACCCACAGCACUUGGGAGCCGUCCUACAGAGCCUGGCUGUGGGCAAGCCAGUGCUGUGUGAGAAGCCUCUUGGAGUCACGGCCUCCGAGGUCCGGGAGAUGGUGGCGGCUGCGCGGACCCGAGGCAUCUUCCUGAUGGAGGCCAUUUGGACACGGUUCUUCCCGGCCACUGACGCGCUGCGGGCUCUGCUGGACCAGGGCGCCCUUGGGGAGCUGCGUCUGGUCCACGCGGAAUUUGGCUCAGAUAUAUGUUCGCAGCUUGAACGCUCUACCAACUGGGCCCAGGCAGGGGGCGGACUGCUGGACCUGGGCAUCUACUGCACCCAGUUCAUCUCCAUGGUGGCCAGGGGCCAGCGGCCUGAAAAGAUCCACGCUGUGGGGCUGCUCCACGAGAAGGGUGUGGAUGACACGGUGACCGUCAUCCUUCGGUACCCUGGUGGCCUUCAGACCUCCUUCAGCUGUAGCAUCACUACUGAACUGUCCAACUCAGCCACUGUGUUUGGAACCAAGGGCAAGGCACAGAUCCCUUCCACCAUGUGGUGCCCCACGGAGCUUGUAUGGAAUGGAAAGCACACCAAGUUCCCAUUGCCCAAGGUUCCAGAUAAAGAGAAGUUCAAUUUCAUCAAUUCCAUUGGCAUGGUCUACGAGGCCCAGCAUGUUCGCCAGUGUCUGCUGCAGGGCCUGAAAGAGAGCCCCAUAAUACCCCUGUCAGAGAGUGAGCUCUUGGCAGACAUCUUGGAGGAAGCGAGGAAGCAGAUUGGGCUCCAAUUCCUCCAGGACAGAUCCUAAACUUCCACAUUAUUUGCUGGUGAAGAAAUUCCCUGCCCAGCGGUUUGUCACUCACAUCUAUCCUUUUCAUCCUGGCCCUGAGUCAUGUCACUGCCCCAGUCUGUGAUGUGAGAGUCCCUGCCUUUCUUAGCCCAGGGAUGUGUUCUGGAAUAAAGAGACACUAGAGUUGUUGGAA